Molecule: messenger RNA, 2699 nt
Organism: Microtus oregoni (creeping vole)
Lineage: Eukaryota; Metazoa; Chordata; Mammalia; Rodentia; Cricetidae
Gene: Mrm1
Product: mitochondrial rRNA methyltransferase 1
Exons: 5
Coding region: 129-1082 (317 amino acids)
Biological process (GO): rRNA methylation
Cellular component (GO): mitochondrion
Molecular function (GO): RNA methyltransferase activity; RNA binding
Source: RefSeq, a predicted model, not a curated record
CUGGCUUGGCUUGGUUGGCAGAUUGUGGGACUCGGGGACAGUUUGUCCUACGCGAGGGGACGAGGUGUGGGAGGCCAGCGGGUCCUCUGCAACGGUCUGUUAGUGGAGUCCCGGGCGCAACUGGAGCUAUGCGACUGCUCUGGACCGUCGGGUGCUUCGGUCGCGGGAUCGUCCGUCAUUUCUCCCCGGUGGCGCGGCCUGGCGGGGAGGAGUUGAGCCGCCUGCUUCUGGAUGACCUGGCGCCGACCCAGAGGCUGGAACGUCUGUUCGGUCUGUCCCCGUGCCUCCUGGCCCUGCGGGCCGCCCGCCGGAGCGUGGCCCGGCUUCUGCUCCAGGCGGGUAAAGCUGGGCUGCAAGGGGAGCGGGCCGAGCUGCUCCGGGUGGCCGAGGCCCGGGGCAUCCCUGUCCUGAGGCCCAGGCGGCAGAAACUGGACGCCUUGUGCGGCCACCAGGUGCACCAGGGCGUUUGCAUGGAGGUGAGCCCGCUGCGACCCCGGCCUUGCGAUGAGGCCACAGAGGCGAGCCCGGUAGACGACCCUCAGCAACUAUGGCUCGUCCUUGAGGGGCUCCAGGAUCCCCGGAAUCUUGGGGCUGUGCUGCGCUCCGCUCACUUCCUCGGAGUAGACAGAGUCAUCACCAGCCGGAGAAACAGCUGCCCGCUUACUCCAGUAGUCAGCAAGGCCAGCGCUGGGGCUGUGGAGGUGAUGGACGUGUUCGCCACUACUGACCUGGCCGGUUUUUUGAAGGCCAAGGCCCGGCAGGGCUGGCUCGUGGUGGGCACAGUGGGCUGCCCAGGUCCUGAGAUCUCCCAGUCCUUCAAGGUCCCCAUCACUAGCUGCCUAGAGUUCAUCUGGGACCGGCCUACUCUCCUUGUGCUGGGCAAUGAGGGCUCUGGUCUGUCCCAGGAGGUUCUUGCUUCCUGCCAGCUGCUCCUCACUAUUCUGCCCAGGCGUCAGCUGCCUCCCGGUCUUGAGUCCUUGAAUGUGUCUGUGGCCACAGGAAUUCUUCUACACUCCAUUUGCAGCCAGAAGAAGGGUUUCCCUGCACAGACCGAGAAAGGACAACUUCUCCAAGACACUUGAGAACCCUUAGCUACGCCUGGAGGACUCAGAGAGGCCCAGUAACCAGGACUGCCACUGUGGUCAGACAAACAGGCUCAAAGUGGGCUCAUCUCCACUGAGAUACACAUGUGUAGGAAUCGGACCGAGUCGCACGCCGAUUCUCACUCAGGCUUGAAUGUACCGGGCUCUCUGCCUGCGAGAGGCUGUUUAUUGGCUAUGGUCAGUGGAGACCAAGGGGGUGGGGUGUCAUUUCCAGUUGGAAAUGGUAGUUUGCUAAUGUUCAGGAUGUGUUAAGACAGAUGGUGUCUGUCCUGGAUCUUUCCUAGGACAGUCAAAGGGAUGUCUUGGCAUGAGGAAGAAUGGGGCAGUCCAGUGCAGGGCGUAUGACAUAUGAGAGUGAGGAUGUAGAGGGAAGUUGAGUGGACGCGCAUACCUACUCUUGCAGGUGAUGAGAAUUAAGUGAAUGAGGGGUUCCAUCCAGUGAGUGCCUUACAGCUGAGCUGAGCUGUCUUGCCCUGUCUCUCCAUUAGGUGGCAGUCUUGCUCUUUGCACCAUAGUUUUGCAGCUGCAAUGCACCAUUAGAGACAGGGAAGAUACAAACACACACACACACACACACACACACACAGAGAGAGAGAGAGAGAGAGAGAGAGAGAGAGAGAGAGAGAACAGUCCAACCCGAUGGAACUCAUGACCCAGAGCCCUUGCUUUUGAAUCUGAGAGGUUAUGAAGUCAGGGUCACUAUUAUGCAAUUCCAAAUAGGCUUGGUCCCCUCCUCCAGGGUCCCACAAGUAGAUAAAAAGUGUGAUAUUGCAGAAUAGUGGUCUCACUCUGGGCUGCACGUUGGAACACUUGAUAAGCAUUAAUGGAACAAGCCCAAUACAGCAGCCACCGUGUGAUGCUGAGAAGGGUGUGUAAACCCUGGGCAGUAGGAUUUUCUUUCUUUCUUUCUUUCUUUCUUUCUUUCUUUCUUUCUUUCUUUCUUUCCUUUUUGAGAUGGGGUUUCAUGUACCUAGAGUGUCCUAAAACUUGCCCUUUAGCUGAAGAUUACCUUGAACUUUUGAUCCUCCUGUCCCUACCUCCCAAGUGCAGGAAUUCAAGACACCCCCCACUGUGCCCACUCUAUGUGUAGCUGCAGGUAGAUCCAGGGCUUUGUGCAAGCUAUACAAACACUACUUACUGAGCUCCUUCUGAGCCCUAGCCUGGAUGAUCCUUUGCCGUAGGAACUGCCCCGAGCACGAUGAGACGUACCCACUAGACUCCAGGAGGUCUGUAUCCCAUCUCCAGUUAUGAAACAAAACUGUCCUCACAUGGCCAGUAUCUUGACUGACAGCCCUGAGUGUGGGAUGGAGGACCAUCUCUGGAUUGUAAUCCCGGCGGCUGUGAGACUUGGGAAAAGUCACCUCCACGCUCUCUCUAUAUCCUUUUAGGAUAUAAAGAACAACAGGAGCUUGGUGCCCGUUUCCUCUGUGAUCUCCCUGGAGUAGGGUCCGAAUGGCAGUGAGCACUUAGUACAAGGUUUGAAUUUGUUUGCAGAAGGCCUGGAGAUCUUACUUUGCUUGCUGCUCUUGAAAUUACCGAAUAAAAGCACCUAAAGGAAGGGUUUCUUUUGCCUCAAGUUUGAGGAGACACUUUCAU